Messenger RNA from Sarcophilus harrisii (Tasmanian devil), 2275 nucleotides. It is a transcript of the gene CENPM, whose product is annotated as centromere protein M. Lineage: Eukaryota; Metazoa; Chordata; Mammalia; Dasyuromorphia; Dasyuridae. The transcript is spliced from 6 exons. The record is from RefSeq and is a predicted model, not a curated record. The coding region runs from base 304 to 828 and encodes 174 amino acids.
ACAUCUCGUUAUUUCUUUCCCGCGGUCCUUCCCGCCCCCUUUUUCUGGGUCUUGGUCUUUGCGGGGUGGGGGCCGACUUAGCGCUUUGGAGGAAUCCGCCGGCGUAAAGCUGGGGAGGAGGGGAGGAAGGAAACCCGGGGGGUCCUGGGGGCCAGAGACUGUUAACAGCGAACAGCUGGCACAGCCUGGGCAAGCGCCCCUCCCCCGCGUGUGCCUCAGUUUCCCUUUGUUGAACAUUGACAAGAAGAUGCUGGGGACAGAGAGAGCGGACGCGUCGUUCCCUGCCCUGCUCCGGCCGUGCGCAUGGAUUAUGCUCCUGCUGUGUGCCAGCUGCUGGGUACUGAGGAGACGCUGCUGCAACAGCUGGGGGCGGCCAUCAUCGAGGAAUGUGAGGGCACGGCCAAGAUCCAGGUACACAUGGCCUCCUCCCUGCCUCUGCCCUCCGACAGGGAGUGCUUCCGGCCCCGCAUCGACCUCAUUGUCUUCGUGCUCAGCCUCCACAGCAAGUACAGCCUGAAGACCGUGGAGUUGUCGCUGCCUCACGUGGAUGCCAGCUUCUUCCUGGGCAAAGUGUGCUUCCUGGUCACUGGAGCCAGAAACGAGCAAAACAAUGGCGUCCACUUGGACACCGUCAAGAAAAUGGCCGCCACCUACCACAGCCCUCUUCUCUUUGCUGACCUGGAGGUGAAAUGCUUCCGGGUCUCCAUGGCCCAGCGCCUCAUCCGCAUCCUACAGAUCUGUGCGGGCCAUGUGCCAGGCCUGUCGGCCCUGAACCUGCUGUCCAUGAUGAAGGGGUCCUUGGACCUGUCCGAGCAGGAGUGUGACUGAGCCCUCCCCCUGGAGGCCUCAGACGGCUCUCCCCUCCCCUCCGGGGUGGCCGGGGCCCUGCUGCAGGGGAGCCGAGGGGAGCGGUGCCCCGGGGGACCAUCCUGCCAAUCUGCCCCCUUCCCUGGGCCCCUGUUACUCUGAGAAAUCAGGGUUAAUUAAAAAUGAACCAGAACCAAACUGGCUCUUGCCCCGAGCCCUCCUUUCCUGCACCACCUCUGUCAGCUUCCCGUCCUCCGGCCCGAAUAUUUCCCAACAGAAAAUCCAUCGGGUUCCGGACAGUGACCAACCAAGUAGCUUAGUGUGGAGCAGCGUCCUCCUCUUCAGACUCAGAAGAGUGCGCAGGCAGGCCUCGGAGGGCUGGGCCGGGGGCCUGAUCCCCCAAAAACUCCGAUCUCGCCAGUCAGAGCCUGACGUCUGAGCAGCCGUGGGCCCCAUCGUUCCCCAAGAGCCACUUGGGAGGGGAAGGCGUCCAAGGCAACAAGGGAAGGCUUUCAAGAGAAGAUUCCCAAACCAUGAUCAGCCUCCAGGAGAAGAGACAAAGGGGACGGCGGGGGCCUUAACACCAAACUUUAUUCUGACAGAACUCUUGCUGUAAUUGUACUGAUUGGUCUGGGGACUGAAUAAACUUCUUGGUUGUCAGAAUUCCCCACCGUCCCACCUGAAAUUAGUGAGGGCAGAUUGAGCUGACCCUCACCCUCCGUCCCCCUUCACGAGAUCUCGCCCUGUGGGGAGCCCAGCUCAAGCUGGAUCUAGGCCUCUGACACCCUUGUCUCCUUCCUUUGGGAUUCAAGACGUGAAGGGCAAACCUGCCAGAAUGAAGGGGCUUUCCUCGCCUGGAUUGCCAAGGGCCCUGACCCGGACCUGGCUCCCUCCUGCUGCUCCCUCUUCCUCUCCUGAAACUAGAAACACUUUUGUAUGGAUCUCUUUGGUCCGGAAAUCCACUGAACAUCUGCUGUUAUCUCAAGUAAAGAUGCUUUUUCUUCCAAUUCAUGGCUUUGAUUUAUGUUAGAACUUCAGGCUUUCUCCUCUCUAUCUGCCCUGCUGAGCCCUCUGGGGACAGCGGGGUGCAGGAGGAAGGACCAUGGACAGUGCCCUGACCCUUCUGUUUCCCUGCCUCUGAGGGCAAAUCCUGGGGUCCAGCCACCCAGUCCAAACCCACCAGCUGGGCGCCAGUCGGUCUUUGGGGCCUCAGUUUCCUCAUCCAGCACAUGGGGAUGAGCAGAUGUGGCCCUGGUUUGCCUGAGGGUUGACUCUGUAAACUGUCCUCUGUCCUUUUUCUUUCAAUUCAUGGCUUUGAUUUAUGUUAGGACUUGAAAAUUCUAUACUCGAAAAGGAAAAGGGAGCAGGACUGAACUGGGAUCCACAGUUUCAUGCACAAUCCUCUCUCUGUUCUGUGUAUAUUCUGUUUGGUGUUUGUUAUUUUCAGAAAAUAAACUUUUAAAAAGUG